This is a messenger RNA of Sinocyclocheilus rhinocerous, 3199 nucleotides long. RefSeq names its product zinc finger protein 207, a (gene znf207a). Gene Ontology annotation, molecular function: microtubule binding. Lineage: Eukaryota; Metazoa; Chordata; Actinopteri; Cypriniformes; Cyprinidae. Gene Ontology annotation, biological process: attachment of spindle microtubules to kinetochore; mitotic spindle assembly checkpoint signaling; mitotic spindle assembly. Gene Ontology annotation, cellular component: kinetochore; nucleus; spindle matrix. The record is from RefSeq and is a predicted model, not a curated record. The coding region runs from base 84 to 1475 and encodes 463 amino acids. The transcript is spliced from 11 exons.
AGCGUUACUCCAUUUUAGUUUUGCUAAUGUUUUGGUAGGCGUCAGUCAGUGUGGUGUUCGCGGAAUAGGCUGGUAAAUAAAUCAUGGGGAGAAAAAAGAAGAAGCAGAUGAAGCCCUGGUGUUGGUACUGCAACAGGGAUUUUGAUGAUGAAAAGAUUCUCGUUCAGCAUCAGAAGGCCAAGCACUUUAAGUGUCAUAUAUGUCACAAGAAGUUAUAUACUGGUCCUGGUCUGGCCAUCCACUGUAUGCAGGUUCACAAAGAAACCAUUGAUGGUGUCCCUAAUGCAAUACCGGGAAGGAUUGACAUAGAGCUGGAGAUUUAUGGAAUGGAGGGUAUUCCAGAGAAAGACAUGGAGGAGAGGAGACGUGUGCUUGAACAAAAAACACAGGAAAAUCAGAAGAAAAAACAGCAAGAUGACUCUGAUGAAGAUGACUCAGAUGAAGAGGCUGGUACCUCCUUCCAGCAACCAGCAACAACCGUACAGCCUCAGGCAGCCUAUGCCCCUAUGACCCAGCCAGGAAUGGCCACUGUCCCAGCACCAGGGAUGCCACCUGGAAGCUACUCAGGAAUGCCCCCAAUGAUGCCUGGUGUCCCCCCGAUGAUGCCAGGGAUGCCUCCUGUCAUGCACGGGAUGCCUCCAGGCAUGAUGCCAAUGAGUAGGAUGAUGCCACCUACACAUGGAAUGCCCCCAAUGAUGCCAGGCAUGCCACCAGGAAUACCUCCUCCCAUGGGUCAUCACCCUGGCAUACCCCACAUGGCUCAGGCCCCUCCUACCAUUCGGCCGGCUGUGCCUGCCACAACAGUGCCCACGUCACAGCCGAGUGUCUCCAAACCACUGUUUCCCAGUGCAGGACAGAUGGGGACUCGAGCUCCAAGCACAAGCUCAGGCUCCUCCAGUCUGGACAGUUUGUCAGCAUCCUCUAAACCGCUGUCCCAAGUCCAGCAGGCUGGUUCUGGUGUAGCGGUGAGCUCCUCUGCACCACCUUCUGCUGCUCCCAAACCAACAUUCCCAGCUUACACCCAGUCCUCCGCCACUGCUGCGGCCAACACGAGCAGCACUGUGGCCAAACCUGGCACUACAGUCACAAGUAAGCCUGCCACCCUCACCACCACCAGUGCAACCAGUAAGUUGAUCCACCCUGAUGAAGAUAUAUCACUGGAGGAGUUGCGAGCACAGCUGCCUUGCUACCAGUGUAAAGUCCCUAGUGCAGGACAGGCCCACGUGACUUCCCCACCAGUUGCACCGAUGGGGGGGGUGUUGCCCCCUCUGCAGGGCAUUCCUGCACAGCAGCCGGGUGUUAGGCAUCCCAUGCAAGGGCCAUUCGGUGCUCCGCUGCAGGGAGUGCCUGGGUACGUCCCAGGAGGAAUGCCUCCUUACGGACAAGCCCCACCCAUGGUCCCUCCCUACCAGGGAGCCCCUCGGCCCGCCAUUGGCAUGAGACCUCCUGUAAUGUCUCCUGGAGGCCGAUAUUGAAGCGUCACCACCGGUCUUCAUUAGGUUUGGUGAUUCAACCAUUUUGCCAUCUAGUGGCGUGCUUUACAAGCCAGAUCAGUAACCGUAACCCUUCUUGCAAUGAGGAGAUGGAGUAAUCAAACUGUGUAACGCAUGGGACAUUUGAUUUUACCAAGUCUAUUAUUUGGACCUACCCUUUGUUGCAGAUCAUUCAGUCUGGCUUUUUUCUCAUGUUUUGUUUAGGUUUUUAGAAGUGAAGUGUAGUAAAUAUGGUUCGUAUUAAUUUGAAGCGGCUGGAGUUUCGUACAGCACCUUUAACAAGGCAAGUCACUGUAAAUAUACUACUACUGUACUAAAAGUGUGAAGCCUUCGCAGCACCCAUAGGUGCUGUUGGACGUCCCGUCCCCAGCGUUGCUUGGUGAGGGCUUCAGAUAGUUGUCACUGUUGGGUUUAUUUUUCUAUGUCUGCUUGUCUACAUUUACAGUGUUCUCUCUGUAGGGCCAAUAAUAUAAGACUCCUGUGAAUGCUAUCUGUACUGUUCCUCUGUUAAUUGUAAUAAAUUAUUGAAAUCUAACGGCUGUUUUUUUCAUUAGCAAGUAAAGGACAACCUCACAAGGUUUGUACUACAAAUGCUCAACGUGAUGGCUGUUGUUUAUUUGUAUGAAAGCUGUGUGAUUGCAGUGUGCUGAGACGUGUUUGUGGGUGAGAGGGAAACUGAAGCAUUUGCAUCCACGUUUGAUGGUCCUUUCAUAUUAAAGUUUGGAUUUAAAGGGGUCAAAUCAUGAGGAAUCAAGUUUUCCUUGAUCUUUUGAGAUAAAUGAGUUUAGCACCAUGUCAACUUGAUGUAACUGUUGCAGCACAAAACAUCCUCCUCAGUCCAAAAAGACCAUCAUCAUAACAUCUCACAGCUUCUGACGUCAGUGAACAACAGACAAACUAACAAUAUAAGAGUUUGUGCUGCAACAGAAAGUGACACGGUGAUAAAUGAUCAUGGAAUAAACAAAGUAUGACUAUUUUUGAUGGGAGAAAAAAUAACGUAGUGGACAUGUAUAAGACCCCUUUAAAUUUUCAGCUUCUUAUGCAAGGACAUAUGGCUGCUAGAAAAAGAAAAACAACCAUUCAGAUAGCAGUUUCCUGAAAAUCACAGUCUUGAGAGACUGAAAUAACCUGAGAAUCAUUUCUGUCCAGGCUAAGGCUCAUUACUUGUGGUUUUCAGGAAGAGGCAGGUAAGAAGGUGACUGUAGUUCACUGUGGUUGUUGUCCUAAACUGAGGAUUUCUCUUCUCCUUGUAGCAAUGCCAUGGGACUGGCUGAGGCAGAGUCUCAGUGUUGCCCUGCACAGGCUGAGGCAAGUCUCACAUUUUCUCUCUUUCCUCUCUGUAUUCAGGGGGCCUCACAGCCGUUUGGCUGUUGGAUACAAAUGUCCCCAAACUUAGAGCAAGUUUGGUGAUGGCCCCCGGGUUUAUUAAUAUCAGCAGAGUUCUCUUAACUAACUCGUAGUUUUAGCUAACAUGUUAAAAAUAGAUACACGUGCUUCAAAAGUUUGAGGUCAGUAAGGUUUGUAUGUUGCAAAGAUGCAUUGAAUUGAUCAAAAGUUACCAUAAAUACAGUUGUUACUAGAUUUCUAUAUCAAAUAAAUGCUGUUUUUUUAAAUUAUUUUUUUUACCACCUGUUCAAGGAAUCCUGGGGGGGAAAAAGUCUGUGUUUUCACAAAGUUAUUAAGCAGCACAACUGUUUUCAAUAUUC